Chelonia mydas (Green sea turtle) is the source of this 1240-nucleotide messenger RNA. RefSeq names its product 28S ribosomal protein S24-A, mitochondrial. The transcript has 4 exons. Gene Ontology annotation, cellular component: mitochondrion. Bases 375 to 965 code for a protein of 196 amino acids. Lineage: Eukaryota; Metazoa; Chordata; Testudines; Cheloniidae. The record is from RefSeq and is a predicted model, not a curated record. Gene Ontology annotation, biological process: translation.
GCGCGGGGCCGGGGGUCGCCGGGCCAGGCAGACGCUCCGCGAGGGGCGGAUUCAGCCGGGCGGCGCCCAGCGGGUGGGGAUGUGCUCGGCGCGGUACGUUAUGCUAACGGCUGUGCGAGCACAGAGGGGACGGAGUGUGUGAAACAACGGGGCGGGCGGUGCCCCGGCCGGGUGGGACCAGGAGAGGGGGAUGCAGCUGCCGCCCAGAGUCGCUCCCUUCCCCUGCCCGCAGGGCUUAAUGCCCCUUUCCCCAGAGAGCUGGCAGUCCAAGUACCCGCUCACCCAGGAGCCAGCUCCGGCCCCUGUCAGCCCCGCGGACCCUGGCAACUCACCUUGGGAACAUUUCAUCAAAACCCCGGGGCCCCAGCACCGAAAUGGCCAGCCAGGCGUCCCUGGAGCCGGGCUCGCAGGAGGAAUGUGCGGGACCCAGCGGUGCCCGCGGCUUUGGAGCCAGCCAGCGGGGCGUUCCAGUAAUAGACUGGCUCCGGGCCGCUCCAUGGACCCGGGGCGCUUUCUCGUCGCUCCUUCCCUACAUCCGGGCUAUUCAGACCACAGCUGUGUGCCACAAGAACCGGGCGGCCCGAGUGCGAGUCGGGAAAGGAGACAAGCCGGUGACGUACGAACAGGCCCACCCCCCCCACUACAUCGCCCAUCGCAAGGGCUGGCUCUCCCUGCACACCAGUAACCUGGAUGGGGAGGGCGGGGCGGCCGAGCGCACCGUGGAGGACGUCUUCAUCCGCAAGUUCAUCUACGGCACCUUCCACGGCUGCCUGGCCAAUGAGAUUGUGCUGAAGCGCCGCGCCAACGUGCUGGUCGUCUGCGCCGUCUUCCUGCAGCGCCUGCCGCCCUACAAGUUCUACUUCCUGGUGGGCUACACCGAGACGCUGCUCUCCUUCUUCUACAAGUGCCCCGUCCGGCUGGAAGUGCAGACCCUGCCCGAGAGGGUCAUCUACAAGUACCUAUAGCACUGCUGGAGCCCCUGGGCGAGGCCUGCCCCCCGGCAGCUGGGCACCCCACCUCUCCCCUGGGCUAGUCUGUGCCUGACUCAGGUCACCUGCUGUCCUGUCUCUCACUGGCCCGUUGUGGGGCAGGACACCCACGCUCCACAUGGGCCCGAGGAGGCCAUGGACCCGUGGGUGGUGGCCGUGGGGUGCUCUGGUGUGGGUGUUACUGAGGCUCUGGACGUAGCAGUGGCCCAGCCCAUCAAUGGGGAAUAAAAGCACUCUGGCCCCUGUGUCCA